ACGUGGGUCGAACACAGGAAGUUGAAUUAUCAGCUGAUUCCGCUGGCUGUUGUUGAUGCCUGAAGUUGCUGUUGUUUGAACACUGUGUUGCUCUUAUCCGCUGUUGACAUUGAAGACGCAUUAAACCUUACCAAGGGACACGGUGGGCAUUUACCGACUGACGAGCUCAUGAGUUACAAGACAAAACGUCUCACAGUGAGGACUUUUAUUUUGCGCACUAGCGGCAGAAGAGCUAGCUCCAAAGCUUGAACCUUUGGUGAAAGGAAGAAAGAAAGACAGGAAAAAAAAAAAAAAUGCCGACGGCUUGGCGUGCUGCCUUUGUUUAUGUCGUGCUAGUCUGAACUGCGAUAUUAAUUUCCUUUGUCUUGAAUUUAGAAUUUGUAUGCACAUACGUAUAUAUUUGUACUUUAUUGCCAUUACGUGGAGGGUCAGCUAGCUCGUCAGCUAACGUUAGCUCAUAGCGCAAAGAAACUGUCUUGUUGUCAAGCUUUGAUGCUUUCGUAACCGCCCAGCAGUGGCAGAUAACGAUAGCUAACAGUGUGAAUAGUCGUGCCUCUAGUUUUUAAGUGCUUGUCACUGGAUCAGGUGCUUUGUUGGUGUGUUGGAGACGAAGGACAACACUGUAACCGAACAAGUCCAUGUUAAAUCGGAGCCUACUGGAGAUGUGUGAGUCUGUUAAACACGUCUGACUUCUGUUUGUUCAUUCCUGACGUCGAACCAAGUGAACUCCUUUUAUCCCUUUCUUAUCCGUAUCGAUUUUAAACCACACAAACAAGUACUAGGUUAACUGACAGCUGGCCUGGUACGUUUUAGGUUGGCUGGCAGGUUGUGUAAUUUGUGGGCAGACUGUCAGUCAUUGCUGGGGAACUUCUUAAACUGUUAUUUAAAAAAAAAAAACGUUUGUAUCUCUGUAAGCAUUAGGUGUUCAGCCACAGGUGGCUCUGCGGAUGUCAUUUACACUAUUCAACACGUUUAAAUCACAUAUAACGUGAGACAGCCAACCUUUUACUGUAACCCAUAGAUUGAGUGGCUGUUUGAUGCUCACACUCAGAAAAACAAGUAGAUGGAGUUAUGAAUUAAAGUAGCCAUCUGAAACUAUUGUGAGACUGUGCUGUGAUCAGGGAAAGAUAGGCGAAGAGAAAGGGUCCCUCAGAGGGUCCCAUUGUGUCUUGAGGUGAGGUGAGCCUGCCCCCCACUACUUGCCAAUGCUGGAUCUGGAGGUGGUGCCUGAGAGAUCACUAGGAAAUGAGCAAUGGGAAUUCGCCUUAGGGAUGCCAUUGGCCCAGGCCAUCUCUAUUCUGCAGAAACACUGCCGCAUUAUUAAAAAUGUCCAGGUGUUAUACAGUGAACAGACGCCACUCAGCCAUGACCUUAUACUGAACCUGACUCAGGAUGGGAUUAAACUGCUGUUUGAUGCCACAAGUCAGAGACUCAAGGUGAUUGAAGUGUAUGACCUGAGCAAAGUCAAGUUGAAAUACUGUGGAGUACAUUUCAACUCUCAGGCCAUUGCCCCCACAAUAGAGCAAAUAGACCAGUCAUUCGGAGCUACGCACCCUGGAGUUUACAAUGCUGCAGAGCAGUUGUUCCAUCUCAACUUUCGCGGCCUGUCUUUCUCCUUUCAACUGGACUCAUGGAAUGAAGCUCCAAAAUACGAGCCUAACUUUGCCAUGGGUUUGGCCUCCCUUCAGAUUCCACACGGGGCCAUGGUCAAGAGGAUGCACAUCUACACUGGCAACAACCUGCAAGAAACAAGAGCUCCGGCAAUGCCUUUGGCUUGUUUCCUUGGUAACAUCUUUGCAGAGUGUGUGGAUGUCCUGAGAGAUCGGGCAGGGCCACUGGGGCUCAAACUCCGCCUUCUCACUGCAGGCUGCGGUCCGGGCGGGAUGGCUGACGGUAAAGUGAGGUCCCUAGAAAGGAGCAUCUACUUUGGAGAUUCUUGUCAGGAUGUACUGGGUGCUCUGGGCUCGCCACAUAAAGUAUUCUACAAGUCUGAGGACAAGAUGAAGAUCCACUCUCCAUCUCCUCACAAGCAGGUCCCUUCCAAAUGUAACGACUACUACUUCAACUACUUCACCCUUGGAGUGGAUAUCCUGUUUGACUCUACAACUCACUUGGUUAAAAAGUUUGUCCUCCAUACCAACUACCCCGGACAUUACAACUUCAAUAUAUAUCAUCGCUGUGACUUUAAGAUUCCACUUGUCAUUAAGAAAGAUGGAGCUGAUUCUCAGACGGAGGACUGCAUCUUAACCACCAACAGCAAGUGGGAUCAGAUUCAGGAAAUGCUCGGUCACCCGAUGGAAAAACCAGUCGUGCUCCACAGGUCCUCGUCAGCCAAUAACACCAACCCCUUCGGCUCUACCUUCUGCUUCGGACUGCAGAGGAUGAUCUUUGAGGUGAUGCAGAAUAACCACAUAGCAUCAGUAACCCUCUAUGGUGCUCCACGGACCGCUAGCCAAGCCCGACCUGAAUCCAGCAGUAGUUCCCACUGAACAAGUAACCAGAACCACAUCUCAUUCUGGCCUGUCCUGAAUCUAGCACCUCUGCUGACUGAACCUCUAACCCAGAGCCAGAUUCGUAACCAAGCAGACCUACCACGUCAACAACAAAGUCAUUCAUACCCAGCGCAUAUGCUACUCAUCAAACAGAAACGCAACCAGAAUAACCGAGUCCGACCUGGCAUUUAUCACCUUUUUUUCCUGGCGGGUGGUCCUAAGAGUUACUCGUCUAAUCGGACACACCCAGUCGGAACAGUCAACCCAACCCAGACUAUCUCAGGAUCGAGUUAAAUGGUCGCAGUGCUGGACCACUGAUGUUUUGAAAUGAAACAACUGAAAACGAUGUCUUGUUUGUGUGGGAAUAUCACAGUGGUGCUGCAAACUGACACGGUGAAGAAAUCUGUGCUCAACUAGAGCUCAACUGUUUCCUGUUUCCAUCCAGUGACUGAAUUCACCCAGGACGACAGACGAAGAGUUUGUCCAGACUAUAGUUUGGAUGCCAUGGUUCUACCAGUAAGGUGUCAUGGCAGCCUGUAUAUGACAAUAACCUCCAUCACAUUUUGUGGUGCAAUGAUCAGCAUUUAAUUGUCAUCGUGCAACAGAUCUCUUAUGGAAAACUGCAGUGGCCAAAGUCUUGAAAACAAACUCUUUCUCGACCCGCUGAAUAAACAUCAAGCAUCAACCGCACUGCCAGCCCGACCGGUACCGCCCGUCUUCCUGCAGCGACUUCAGAACCAGGCCCGAUUGGCUCAAUGGAAACCCGGGCACGUUAAAAACCCCAAGUACCAAUCCCUGCCCAUCCCUAUGAUGAGCCAUCAGAGCCAAACACAUCGGGCCGAAUCACAUCGAAGCUGCAGGGGACUGUAACAAAAACACAAGAGAAAAAAAAACGUGAGAAUCCAGAUUUUGUCGUACGAGCGGAGAACCAAGCGCCCCCGGGGUUUGGAGAGACGUGGCCCAGAAACACACCCACAACGGCCGGAUGAGCCCGAUGUGAAAGCCCCUCAAAGCAGAACGACCCAAACACGGUCAACGUUAUUGUCUCCCUCAUCCAGCUUCCUGCUCACGAUUCCUCCAAAUUUUUACAGUGAUGCCCGCAAACAACACACAGACACACACUCAAGCACACAGCAGCAAACCCUGUUAACCCACAGCUGUUGGUCUUCGCAGCUCUGGGCGUGGCCGUGUCCAUCUCCUCACACACACACACACGCACGCACGCAAGCACGCAAGCACACAAGUAUCUGCAUGUGUUAGGCUGCUGUUGUUAAAAAGACUUUAAUUGAAACACACACAGCAUUUCAGUUCCUUCAACUACUAUUCUCACAUGUAUUUCUAAUACAUGAAAGCUGGUUUAUAUUUUUUAAGCACAAACAAACAUGGAGACAUGCAGGCAUGACACAAGGAUUUGCAUGAACUUGGCAGAUGCUUUUAAAUGAGAGGAAACUUAUUAUAAGCACAAACCGGCAAGCCGUUUUGUUUUAUUUGAUUCUGCAUGUUGCAAAGGGCAGAGACUCGUGUUAUUUCUCUCUGCCCUGAUUCCCUCAUUCACACCAUGACCAUUUUCAUUGUGGUCUCUUGUUACAUUUGCACUAAUACACACCUUUUUACUUGAUUGGUUGAUUGUGAUCCUCAGAGAUAGCUUUGUGGAGGCGUGUGUGUGUGUGUGUGUGUGUGUGUGCGUGCAUCAUGCCCUCCGUGUUACACUCUUCUCCCUCUUUCUUCAUCUCUACAUGUGUUCAAUGCAUUGCAAUUCAUCCCUCAGCAAUGUCUGCAUUUAUUUCUUUUGUUGAAUUGCCAAAUGCUCCAGCCAAAGAUGUUUUCAGAAGGAUGAUUUCAUUCAUCCGCUCACACUAUCACUGUAGUCGCUUGUCUGCACCAGUCCUAAAGGAGAGACUUGCGUGUUUGCCGCCUCCCUUCUCUAACGACUCUAAAUUCAGCUCCUGGUUUGUGUAAUUGCUGACAGUAAUCACACAAGACGCGAAUAACCGACUCACAUGUGUGGUUUUAAAACCAAUCAGCCUGCAAAUCAUCUGAAUUUGGUUACAGCCAGAGACACAUUAACAAUAACAACUAGUGUUGUCCAUCUUGUACCAUUGUUAUUGUUGUCAGAGAGCUGUAAUUCAAAGAAUCAACCCAUUCAGGAAAUGGGGAAGAACAUCAAGCAUUCCUUCAUCUUAACAUUUCUUUCCCUUCCCACUGUCUGAAUUAAAAAAAUCUUUUUAAUUCUAAGCAUUUCAAUAAACUGUGUAUUCAUUUUAAUACACACAUUCUCUUUUAUUGUCCCUUGAUACUGAAGCAAUUUGUUUUUGUUUUUACUAUUGCUGAGUUUAUGAUUGCUUAUAUCAACGUGUGUGUGAAAGCAUCAGGGUUGAAGUCGAGGCCCGUAUACCGUUCAUGACAGAAAUGUUGCAAGUGACGACUGGAGAAUUUUAAAGUUUUGAGUACCCAAUGCCAAGUUGUCUGCUUAGGUGGUUUGGAGAGAUACAGUGUUUUUUCAGAGCGGGUCAGAUAUGCAGUUUGUCAUGAAGAAUAUCAAGGAGCUUGAAGUGAGUUUUGAUGUUCCAACUGGCUUCAACUGCGGAUUUUUAUUUUGUAUUUAUUAGAGGAUCUACAUUUUUUUCCCCGGCUGACUACAUGAAUUGGUUGAUAUAUUUUAUGAGUAACCAAAUUACACAAUGUGAGUUAGCUUGUGGCCAGCAGCAUCUACAAAGAACAGUCUACAUUUCAGAUUCAUCAUAAUAGGAACUAGUUCUAUAAAACUCACCAAUAGUAGCCUUUAUUACACUACCUUGGUUCUUGGCAUUGCAUGGCUCUGAACAGAUUUCCUGUGGUUUCUUACCGGACAGGUGACCAUCAGAAAAUAACAUUAAAGAGCAGUUGAAGAAAUGAAUGUCUGUGUUGUGGAAAUCCAGUUAGUCAAGCUGUUCUUUGAUUCUAUGAGUAGUUUAUUUUUUUUCUGUGUUCGGGCCCUGAUGUUGGAGUCGAUGUUGAUGUUAACAUACUGUAAAUAGUUGUGUGCUCUUAUUCUGGCGUCCUCUUAUUUACAUCAUCUAAAUGGCUUGGCAGAAACACAACUGACUCAGGCACCGGCUGGGUCUCUUAAUAUUUCCUUCUUGAUUCUAAUUAGACUAAAAACUCAGGUGAAGGCAUCUUGCUCACAACUGGCUCAUAAACAAGCACUGGAAGUCUUUUUUUUUUUUAUUCUACACCACUCAGUAUUGAAGCUUUUUUCUUGUGCGAUGUUAAGGCUGCAGUAAACAGAAGUGUUGAGUGCCAGUAGAUAGCUCUGCUUCAGCAAAGCUUGAAUUGCUGCUGCAGGGAGGGAAAACGGGAAUACUAGUAAUUCACAUCUGGACUGGAAGAGAGCUUUGGUUGAGAUGUUUUUGUUGAGUGGACAUAAUCUGAUUCUGAGUCAUUGGCAUGUUGCUUGAUUUUACGUCUACUUGUUUACACGAGAGAGAGAAAAAUACGGCCUCGGCUGCAGCUUUCUCGUAGCCAGACUCCCUCCUAAACGAGCUGAAAGCGGGGGAGAGGGCUGUUUCACAUGCUGGUUUCUCAACAUGGGAUCCCAAAAGCUGGAGUAAUGUUUGAAGACGAAUUCCGACAUGUCCAACUCAUUUUCUCGUCGAGCUCCCAGGUUUGAGAUGUUUCAGAGCGCUGGCUGUCCAGUCAUGUCUGAUGAACCUGGAAACACAAAGUUCCCUCCUCCUGUCUCUGUUCAUCCACAUGAGUUGAUUAGGGGAACCGCUGUAAUAUAAAUACCAUGACAGCUAUACUCCAACAUUUUACUACAACUUGCUUGUGUGCAAGAAACUACAUAUGAGAAA
This is a messenger RNA of Etheostoma cragini (Arkansas darter), 6325 nucleotides long. RefSeq names its product chromosome 8 C16orf70 homolog (gene phaf1). The record is from RefSeq and is a predicted model, not a curated record. Lineage: Eukaryota; Metazoa; Chordata; Actinopteri; Perciformes; Percidae. The transcript has 16 exons. The coding region runs from base 1206 to 2489 and encodes 427 amino acids. Gene Ontology annotation, biological process: Golgi to plasma membrane protein transport. Gene Ontology annotation, cellular component: synaptic vesicle membrane; dendrite; trans-Golgi network.